UCACAGCACACCGGCGCCACGGUGCACGUUUACUAUUCUUCCUUUUCACCUUUCUGAAGGCUGCUUCUAGAAAUAUCCUCCAAACCGAGUAAAUGAUCGUGUGGCUCGUGUAGAGGAGACAGGUGGGAUCGCGGCGGGAUGAUGAUGAUGAUGGCGAGUGAAGCGGCUCUGUCUUCGCCGGGGCAUUCUGCAGCAGUGGCGGCAGGGUCUGCAUGCUCGGGCUCGGUCAUACUGGCGGAUGGAGGGCUCAACCCCGCCGUACCCAUCCGCAACAUCAGGACCAAGUUCGCCGUGCUCGCGGGUCUCAUCCGAGCCGGCGAGGUGAGCGACAGAGACAUCGCAGAGACCGUCCUCAACCUGUUGGUGGGUGGUGAGUUUGACCUGGAGAUGAACUUCAUCAUCCAGGAUGCAGAAAACAUUGUGUGCAUGGUGGAACUUCUCGAGCAUUGCCAGGACACAUGCCAGGCUGAGAUCUGGAGCAUGUUCACGGCUAUACUGCGGAAGAGCAUGCGCAACCUGCAGACCUGCACUGAGGUGGGACUCAUACAACUGGUGCUGCUGAAGAUGAACUCGGUGGACAACAUGAUCGCAGAUCUGCUGGUGGACAUGUUAGGAGUCCUGGCAAGUUAUAGCAUCACCGUAAAGGAACUAAAACUGCUCUUCAGUAUGCUGAGAGGGGAAGGAGGAUUGUGGCCGAGACAUGCAGUGAAGCUGUUAGCUGUUCUGAAUCAGAUGCCACAGAGACAUGGACCAGAUGCUUUUUUCAACUUCCCCGGUCGCAGUGCUGCUGCGAUUGCUUUACCUCCCAUUGCCAAGUGGCCUUAUCAGAACGGCUUCAGUCUGAACACGUGGUUCCGUAUGGAUCCUCUCAACAACAUCAACGUGGACAAGGACAAGCCCUACCUGUACUGCUUUCGCACCAGUAAAGGAGUCGGGUACUCGGCUCAUUUUGUGGGAAACUGUCUGAUCGUGACUUCACUCAAGUCUAAAGGAAAAGGAUUCCAGCACUGUGUCAAGUACGACUUUCAACCAAGAAAGUGGUACAUGAUCAGCAUUGUGCACAUCUACAACCGCUGGAGGAACAGCGAGAUCCGCUGCUACGUAAACGGCCAGCUGGUCUCAUACGGUGACAUGGCCUGGCACGUUAACACCAACGAUAGCUAUGAUAAAUGUUUCCUGGGUUCGUCGGAGACGGCGGACGCGAACCGUGUGUUCUGUGGACAGAUCGGGGCCAUUUACGUGUUCAGUGAUGCUCUUAACCCUGCCCAGAUCUUUGCCAUCCAUCAGCUGGGUCCGAGCUAUAAGAGUACUUUUAAGUUCAAGUCGGAGAGCGACAUCCACCUGGCUGAGCACCAUAAGCAGGUUCUAUAUGAUGGAAAGCUGGCGAGCAGUAUCUGCUUCACCUAUAACGCCAAAGCCACAGAUGCGCAGCUAUGUUUGGAGUCCUCACCCAGAGAGAAUCCCUCUAUCUUCGUCCACUCACCCCACGCCCUCAUGCUUCAGGACGUGAAGGCUGUUGUGACCCACUCCAUCCACAGUGCCAUCCACUCCAUUGGGGGUAUCCAAGUGCUAUUUCCUCUAUUCGCCCAACUCGACUAUCACCAGCAUAAUGAGAGCCAGGUGGAGACCACUGUUUGUGCGACUCUCCUGGGUUUCUUGGUGGAGCUGCUAAAGAGCUCAGUAGCAAUGCAGGAACAGAUGCUGGGCGGGAAAGGGUUCCUGGUGAUCGGCUACCUACUGGAAAAGUCAUCCCGUGUGCACAUCACCAGGGCUGUACUGGAGCAGUUUCUCACUUUUGCCAAGUACCUGGAUGGCCUGAGCCAUGGCGCGCCACUCCUCAAGCAGCUGUGUGACCACGUCCUGUUUAACGCUGCUAUUUGGAUACACACUCCAGCCAAGGUGCAGUUAUCACUGUACACAUACCUGUCCUCUGAAUUCAUUGGCACAGCAACCAUCUAUAAUACCAUCAGGCGUGUGGGGACCGUCCUGCAGCUAAUGCACACUCUGAAGUACUACUACUGGGCUGUGAACCCUGCACCGAGCAGCUCUAUCAUCCCCCGUGGCCUGAAUGGCCCGCGGCCUUCCCAAAAGGAGAUCCUCUCACUCAGAGCCUUCAUGCUGCUCUUCCUCAAGCAGCUCAUCCUCAAGGAUCGAGGAGUUAAGGAAGAUGAACUCCAGAGCAUUCAGAACUAUCUGCUGACCAUUGAUGAGGAUGAGAACCUGCAUGACGUUCUGCAGCUUCUGGUCGCACUGAUGUCUGAGCACCCGGCAUCCAUGAUACCAGCCUUUGACCAGAGAAACGGCAUCCGAGUUGUCUUCAAACUUCUGACUUCCAAGAGUGAGAGUAUUCGAGUGCAGGCGCUGAAGGUGUUGGCCUACUUUCUCAAACACCUGGGUCAUAAGAGAAAAGUGGAGAUCAUGCACACACACAGUCUGUUCACACUACUGGGAGAGAGACUCAUGCUACACACCAGCACGGUGUCAGUGACAACAUACAACACUCUGUAUGAGAUCUUGACAGAGCAAGUGUGUACACAGGUUGUUCACAAGCCACAUCCUGACCCUGAUUCUACUGUGAAGAUCCAGAACCCCAUGAUCCUAAAGGUGGUGGCUACGCUGCUGAAAAGCUCGACACCUAGCGCCGAGCUGAUGGAGGUGCGGCGUCUUUUCCUCUCAGACAUGAUCAAACUGUUCAGCAACAGCCGAGAGAACAGACGGUGCUUGCUGCAGUGCUCUGUAUGGCAGGACUGGAUGUUUUCACUGGGCUACAUUAACCCCAAAAACUCUGAGGAGCAGAAGAUCACUGAGAUGGUCUACAACGUGUUUCGUAUCCUGCUCUACCAUGCCAUCAAGCAUGAAUGGGGAGGCUGGCGUGUGUGGGUGGAUACUCUUUCCAUAGCACACUCCAAAGUGACAUAUGAAGCUCAUAAAGAGUACUUAGCCAAGAUGUAUGAGGAGUAUCAGCGCCAGGAGGAGGAGAACAUCAUGAUGGGAAAGAAAGGAUUAGUCAGCACCAUAUCAGGCCUCUCUGCCCAGGCUUCUGCCAUCAAGGGCACCUUGGAACUAAAUGACCAUUCUCAAACACAGACUCCCGAGAGCGAGGUGGAUGACUCAGAGACCACAGACCCCGGGCGCAACCCUCUAGCUCAGGCAAAAGAACCGGAUGUGAAGAACGCUGUAUCAGGUGUCCGGGUAGAAGUUCACGACCUGUUGGUGGACAUCAAGGCUGAGAAAGUGGAGGCCACCGAGGUGAAGCUGGAUGACAUGGAGACUCUAGGAGUGACGGAUAAUGGGAGCCUGGUGGAGGUGGACUGUCUCCUGGACAACGUCUACUCAGCCGCUGUAGAGAAGCUCAACAACAACGUUAACAAUGUCUUGGUACCAAAAACCAGCUUGGAGAACAAAAAUUCAGGACCGCUGAUCAGUCUAAAUGAGGAUAAAGACGCCGUACCAAGUGGAAACACCUUCCUUUUUGGUGCGGUUGGUACAAGUCCAUCUGAGAACUUGCUGCCCAAAAUCACACCAUCUGAACCCUUGCCUCUUGGUGGUGGUCACCAUCAGGUUCGUACCAGCACCAGUGAUCUUGGUUUGUUGGCACACAUGACUCUUGAAUCAGAAGCAAGCUCUGGAUCAGAAGCUUUAAAGGAUUGCUUCAAGAUUCAGCCCAGUUUGGGAGUGUUUAAUUCCUUAUCUCAGGGAGAAAGUUCCACAAAGAAUCCAGAGCCGGCUGAGAUGGUGGAGCCAGAGACCGAAGCUUUGGGAGGGAAGAACAGUGUCAAUGUUUCCAGCACCAUUUCAGAUACAGAGAGGUCUGAUGAUAGCAAGGAGAAGGAGAUAAAGAAGAUCCAGACCACUGCGACCACACAGGGUGUCCAUGCCAGAGUGCUCGGUCUGAUGGACAGGGAUGUGCGAAUGGAUUUGGGUUUCAGGGUCGUGCCCAUGAGCGAGGAGCAGAGGCAUCAGUUCAGCCCGGGUCCUCGCACCACCAUGUUUCGCAUCCCAGAAUUCAAGUGGUCACCGAUGCACCAGCGCUUGCUCACGGACCUGCUGUUUGCUCUUGAGGCAGAUCUGCAUGUGUGGAGAAGCCACUCGACGAAGUCAGUGAUGGACUUUGUGAACAGCAACGAGAACAUCAUUUUUGUGCACAACACCAUCCACCUGAUCUCACAGAUGGUGGAUAACAUCAUCAUCGCCUGUGGGGGGAUCCUGCCUUUACUAUCUGCUGCCACCUCACCCACAAAUCCCAAGGCGGAGUUGGAGGUGUUUGAGGUGACGCAGGGCAUGUCCUCAGAGACAGCGCUGACCUUUCUGACUCGUCUGAUGUCCAUGGUUGAUGUUUUGGUGUUUGGAAGCUCGCUAAACUUCAGUGAGAUUGAGGCAGAGAAGAACAUGUCGUCAGGAGGACUAAUGCGCCAGUGUCUCAGACUCGUGUGUUGUGUUUCAGUGAGGAACUGUUUAGAAUGUAGACAGCGACAGAGGGACAGGGGGACAAAAUUCCUAGCGUCCAUCGCAAAGAAUCAGGAGAGCAUGCAGAACAUCAACAAGACUUCCCUCGAGAAUUUCACAAGUAACCUUUCUCCUAUCAAGGACCCAGACCGCCUCCUGCAGGACGUGGACAUCAAUCGUCUGCGUGCCGUUGUUUUCCGUGAUGUUGACGAUGGGAAGCAGGCUCAGUUCCUGGCCCUGGCUGUGGUCUACUUUAUUUCUGUCCUUAUGGUGUCCAAGUAUCGGGACAUUCUGGAGCCGCAGCGUGAGACAGCCAGGUUCGUUAGCCAUUUGGGGAGGAGCAUUCGACAGGAAAUCAACUCUCCAAUAAGCACAGAAAACCCAGUAACCUUUACAGAUGGCAGUCGAAGUCACACCACCCUGGUUGCUGAACCCAACAUGGACCCAUCCCUGACUUACACAGAUUCAGACUUUGGAAACGUACACGCGUCCUGCAUGCUAAACGGUGCUGAUCUUGAGACCAGCUCCAGGGGUCCGGAUGGUCUACGAGGAAUCCUUUGCACCCUGUCCCCAGAGGCGAAGGCCCAGGAAAGCCUAGCUGAAACUUCUGCUGCAGAUCUACUAAAGCCUGCUGCUUCCAUCUCUAGCAUCAGCCAGGGCAGCAAGGGCAUCAAUGUCAAAGACAUCCUCAAGAGCCUGGUGGCAGCGCCACUGGAUGCUGCUGAAAAUGGUCCAGAUCCAACGACCUACACUGAGAAUCAGGUGUUAAAGAGGGAGGCUAAGGCCAUGUUGCCCAUGCAGUUUCACUCAUUUGACAGGAGUGUGGUCGUGCAGGCCAAAAAACCUCCAGCCGGCAGCAUGGCAGUAAAUACGGUUGUCAAUUCUGGUUCUUCCAUUGGUACGGCAGGUUCAAGCAGCACCCCUAACAUCUUCACUGCAGCUUCUGCUACACCUAAAAGCAUGAUCAACACUACAGGAGCUGCCGACCCUGCCGCUUCCUCAUGCUCCUCUUCCUCCAGCUUUGUGAACGGAGCCACGAGUAAAAACCUGCCUGCAGUGCAGACGGUCGGUCCGAUGCCUGAAGACACCAUGGAGAACAUGAGUAUCACCACUAAGUUGGAGCGAGCUCUGGAGAAGGUGGCGCCCCUGCUCAGAGAGAUCUUCGUGGACUUCGCACCAUUUUUGAGUCGCACUCUUCUGGGCAGCCAUGGCCAGGAGCUUCUAAUAGAAGGUUUGGUGUGUAUGAAGUCCAGUACGUCUGUGGUGGAGCUGGUCAUGCUGCUUUGCUCUCAGGAAUGGCAGAACUCCAUUCAAAAAAAUGCUGGACUGGCUUUCAUCGAACUUAUCAAUGAAGGAAGACUCCUGUGUCAUGCCAUGAAGGACCACAUUGUGCGUGUAGCCAACGAGGCGGAGUUCAUCCUGAACCGUCAGAGAGCUGAGGAUGUCCACAAGCAUGCUGAGUUCGAGGCAAACUGUGCCCAGUACGCAGUGGACAGGCGAGAAGAGGAGCGGAUGUGUGACCACCUCAUCAGUGCUGCUAAACACCGCGACUGCGUCACCGCCAAUCAGCUCAAACUGAAGAUCAUCAACAUUCUCACCAACAAACACGGAGCCUGGGGUGCACUGACACACAGGUACGGCCCCCUGUACCAGUGCGAUUGGGCGCAGCAGAGAAAUAGUCAGCUCCAUGAUUUCUGGCGUCUGGACUACUGGGAGGACGACCUCAGACGGAGACGCAGAUUCGUCCGUAACCCGUUCGGCUCCACCCACUUGGACAUCACGUGCAAGUCACUGGAAGACUACGGCCAUGAGAAGGAUGAUGUGUUGAAAGGAAGGAAGGGAUUCCGGAGCCAUGCGGUGGUUAGUCAGAGCCCGGAGGCUGAGCUGAUGCUGGAGGGUGAAGAUGAUGCUGUGAGCCUGCUGCAGGACAAAGACAUGGACAAUCUAGCAGGCCCGGUGCUGAUGAGCACCCCCGCACAGCUCGUGGCUCCGGUUCUGGUAGCGCGCGGAACUUUGUCCAUCACCAGCAGUGAAAUUUACUUCGAGGUGGAUGAAGAGGAUCCGGCCUUCAAGCGCACCGAUCCAAGAAUUCUGGCCUAUUCUGAAGGACUUCAUGGGAAAUGGAUGUUCAGCGAGAUCCGAGCUGUGUUCGCCCGGCGCUAUCUGCUUCAGAACACGGCACUGGAGGUUUUCAUGGCCAACAGAACCUCAGUGAUGUUUAACUUCCCCGAUCAGCCCACAGUGAAGAAAGUGGUGUAUAGUUUACCACGUGUAGGUGUUGGAACAAGCUAUGGCCUUCCACAAGCAAGGCGGAUUUCCCUGGCCACACCACGACAGCUCUUCAAAUCCUCCAACAUGACCCAGCGCUGGCAGAGACGCGAGAUCUCCAACUUUGAAUACCUCAUGUUCCUCAACACCAUCGCAGGACGGACGUUUAAUGACCUAAAUCAGUAUCCCAUCUUUCCCUGGGUGCUCACCAACUACGAGUCAGAGGAACUGGACCUCACACUGCCUGCUAAUUUCAGAGAUCUAUCCAAGCCAAUCGGGGCUCUGAAUCCGAAGCGUGCAGUUUUCUACGCUGAACGUUAUGAAGCAUGGGAUGAAGAGAGUCCACCCUGUCACUACACCACCCACUACUCAUCUGCAGCCUCCAUUCUCCACUGGCUCGUCCGAACAGAACCCUUUACGACCUUUUUUCUCAGCACCAAUGGCAACAAGUUCGAUCACCCCAAUCACACCUUCUCUGGUGUCAUGAGGUCGUGGAGGCACUGCCAGCGUGACACCUCAGAUGUCAAGGAGCUGAUCCCAGAGUUCUACUACCUACCAGAAAUGUUUGUGAACAAUAAUGGCUACGGUUUAGGAGACCGAGACGACGGAACCCCUGUGUGUGAUGUAGAACUUCCUGCCUGGGCCAAGACGCCUGAGGACUUUGUUCGGAUCAACAGAAUGGCUCUGGAAAGUGAGUUUGUAUCAUGCCAGCUGCACCAGUGGAUCGACCUCAUUUUUGGCUACAAACAGCGCGGCCCCGAAGCUGUACGUGCCCUCAAUGUCUUUCAACACCUGACCUAUGAGGGCUCCGUCAACCUCGACAGCCUCGUUUCGGACCACUUGCUGCGUGAGGCUAUGGAGGCACAGAUUCAGAACGUUGGACUGACGCCAUCUCAGUUGCUCAUCGAGCCCCAUCCUCCUCGCAGCUCUGCCAUGCACCUGUGUUUCCUUCCACAGAGUCCACUCAUGUUUAAGGAGCAGAUGCAGCAGGAUGUCAUCAUGGUGCUUAAGUUUCCCUCCAACUCGCCAGUCACCCAUGUGGCUGCAAACACGCUGCCACAUCUGGCGAUGCCUGCCAUCGUCACUGUGACCUGCAGCCGGCUGUUCGCAGUCAACCGCUGGCAUAACACUGUGGGUCUGAGAGGGGCUCCAGGAUAUUCGCUAGAGCAGUCCCAUCACCUGCCUAUUGAAAUGGACUCUGUGAUUGCUAACAAUGCAGGAACAAACAAGAGGCAGAUCACGGAUCUCGUAGACCAGAGCAUCCAGAUCAACUCACAGUGUUUCGUGGUAACAGCGGACAAUCGCUUUGUUCUGGUGUGUGGAUUCUGGGACAAGAGUUUUCGUGUCUACUCUUCUGAAACUGGGAAACUGACCCAGAUAGUGUUUGGUCACUGGGAUGUAGUGACGUGUUUAGCACGUUCAGAGUCGUAUAUUGGUGGUGACUGUUACAUCGUGUCUGGAUCCAGAGAUGCUACUCUGCUGCUUUGGUACUGGAGCGGGAGACACCAUAUUAUAGGAGACAAUCCAAACAACAGUGAUUACCCAGCACCCCGUGCAGUUCUGACAGGUCAUGACUAUGAGGUGGUGUGUGUAUCUGUGUGUGCCGAGCUUGGUCUGGUCAUCAGCGGAGCCAAAGAGGGUCCUUGUCUGGUACACACCAUCACCGGGGACCUGCUCCGGGCUCUGGAGGGGCCCGAUAACUGCUCACUCCCCCGGCUCAUAUCCGUCUCGAGUGAGGGCCACUGCAUCAUCUGCUACGAGAGAGGCCAGUUCUGUAACUUCAGCAUCAACGGCAAGCUGCUCACCCAGAUGGAGAUUAAUGAUACCACACGUGCGAUGCUGCUGAGCAGUGAUGGACAGACGCUGGUAACUGGAGGAGAUAGUGGAAUAGUGGAGGUGUGGCAGGCCUGCGACUUCAAACAGCUCUACGUCUAUCCAGGCUGUGAUGCUGGAAUCCGGGCCAUGGAUUUAUCACACGAUCAAAGGACCUUGAUCACAGGAAUGGCAUCAGGCAGCAUUGUAGCAUUCAACAUUGACUUCAACCGCUGGCAUUUUGAGCAUCAAAACCGGUACUAA
Molecule: messenger RNA, 8790 nt
Organism: Trichomycterus rosablanca
Lineage: Eukaryota; Metazoa; Chordata; Actinopteri; Siluriformes; Trichomycteridae
Gene: nbeab
Product: neurobeachin b
Exons: 57
Coding region: 139-8790 (2883 amino acids)
Biological process (GO): intracellular protein localization
Cellular component (GO): cytosol; membrane
Molecular function (GO): protein kinase binding
Source: RefSeq, a predicted model, not a curated record